This is a messenger RNA of Brassica oleracea var. oleracea, 2327 nucleotides long. RefSeq names its product pentatricopeptide repeat-containing protein At4g16390, chloroplastic. Bases 58 to 2148 code for a protein of 696 amino acids. Gene Ontology annotation, molecular function: protein binding. The record is from RefSeq and is a predicted model, not a curated record. The transcript has a single exon. Gene Ontology annotation, cellular component: chloroplast. Lineage: Eukaryota; Viridiplantae; Streptophyta; Magnoliopsida; Brassicales; Brassicaceae.
UAAGGUCCGACUCUGCCACAGCGAAGAAACAACAAAGAGAAAGAAAAAAAAAAAAGAAUGUCAUUUCAUCUAUGCUCCUCUCCUUCAUCACUCCUCCACGAUCCUAAUCUGUUCUCAGUUCACCCGAAACCCACUCCAAGAACUUUCUUUUCCUCUUACAACCCCAACUCUCCUCCCUUCCACUCCAGAAACCUUCUCCAAACAAUCCACGUGUCAAUACAAGAAGCGAUUCCACAAGAAACCCACAUCGAAAAAUCCAAACUUGACGCGAACCCACCAGUCGCGGGCUCCAAAAGAAACGCCUGGGUGAACCCCAAGAGCCCUAGAGCUUCUCAGCUCCGUAGAAAGUCGUACGACUCGAGGUACUCUUCUCUCGUCAAACUAGCCGAGUCUCUAGACGCGUGUGCCCCAAACGAGGCUGAUGUCUCUGAUGUAAUAACUAAGUUCGGUAGUAACCUCUUUGAGCAAGACGCCGUUGUUACCCUCAACAACAUGACAAACCCAGAAACCGCGCCUCUUGUGUUGAUUAAUCUUCUCGAGACGGUUAAACCGAGCAGGGAAGUGAUUCUCUACAAUGUCACAAUGAAGGUGUUGAGGAAGUCCAAGGAUCUCGAGAAGGCCGAGAAGCUGUUCGACGAAAUGCUCCAGAGAGGAGUUAAACCGGACAACGCAACGUUCACCACUUUAAUCAGCUGCGCUAGGCAGUGCGGUUUACCUAAGAGAGCUGUUGAGUGGUUUGAGAAAAUGCCUUCCUUUGGCUGUGAGCCUGAUAACGUCACUUUGGCUGCUAUGAUCGAUGCUUAUGGUCGUGCUGGUAACGUCGAGAUGGCCUUGAGCUUGUAUGACCGUGCGAGGACUGAGAAAUGGCGUAUCGACGCUGUUACCUUUUCGACUUUGAUUAGGAUAUAUGGUUACUCUGGAAACUAUGAUGGGUGUCUCAACAUCUACGAAGAGAUGAAGUCUCUUGGUGUGAAGCCUAAUCUGGUUAUUUACAAUAGGUUGUUGGAUUCCAUGGGUAAAGCCAAGAGGCCCUGGCAGGCGAAGAUUAUUCACAGGGAUCUUAUUAGCAAUGGGUUUGAACCUAACUGGAGUACUUAUGCUGCUCUUGUUAGAGCCUAUGGUAGAGCUCGUUAUGGGGAUGAUGCGCUUGUGAUCUACCGAGAGAUGAAGGAGAAAGGAUUGGAGUUGACUGUGAUUCUCUACAAUACUCUCUUGUCCAUGUGUGCUGAUAUCGGAUACGUGGAUGAGGCUUUUGAGAUUUUUCAGGAUAUGAAGAGUUGUGGGACUUGUGAGCCUGACAGCUGGACUUUCUCUUCGCUCAUCACUGUGUACUCUUGCUGUGGGAGGGUGGCUGAGGCUGAGGCGGCUCUGCUUGAGAUGAGAGAAGCUGGUUUUGAGCCUACUCUGUUUGUGCUCACGUCGGUGAUCCAGUGUUACGGGAAAGCCAAGCAGGUUGAUGAUGUUGUGAGGACGUUUGAUCAAGUGUUGGAACUUGGUAUAGAGCCAGACGACAGAUUCUGUGGUUGCCUUCUGAAUGUAAUGACUCAGACACCGAGUGAGGAAAUCGGUAAACUCAUUGAAUGUGUGGAGAAGGCUAUGCCAAAGCUUGGUCAUGUAGUAAAGAUGCUGGUUCAGGAUGAAAGCUGCGAGGAAGGGGUGUUGAAGAAGGAAGCAUCUGAGUUGAUUGAUUCCAUCGGCUCUGAUGUGAAGAAAGCAUAUUUGAAUUGCUUGAUUGAUCUCUGUGUUAAUCUCAGUGAGUUGGAAAAAGCUUGUGAGAUUCUACAACUGGGGAUGGAGUGUGACAUUUAUUCAAGUCUACAAUCGAAAUCUGCUACCCAAUGGUCCUUACAUCUGAAAAGUCUCUCUCUCGGGGCAGCUCUUACCGCUCUUCAUGGUUGGAUGAACGACUUAACAGAGACAGCUCUGACAUCGGGAGAAGAGUUCCCUCCGUUGCUUGGAAUCAACACUGGACAUGGGAAACACAAAUACUCUGACAAAGGUCUAGCAGCUGUUGUUGAGUCUCACUUAAAGGAGCUUAAUGCUCCCUUCCAUGAAGCUCCAGAUAAGGUUGGUUGGUUCUUGACUACAAGUGUUGCGGCAAAGGAAUGGUUGGAGUCUAGACGUUCAUCAGGAGAAGUUUCUGCAUAGUUCUUUGGUAUGUAACCUUUGGUAUGUCUAUGUGGCUUUGGGUUUUAUUCACUAUGUAGCUUUCUUCAUCCUGAUACCGGAAGUUUCUGGAUCAGGAAAGAUUUUUGUAAUGCUAGCAAACUCCGUGUUAUACACAUUUGAUCAAGUCUCCUUCAACUUAGUUCAUGGUCUUUUUUUCA